AUGGUCUCGAAAGCUAUUGGCUGUCUGCAUCCUCCCAAGCUCAGUAGUUAUCAACCGUUCCCAUCAUGCGACUGGGUUUGUGCAGCCUUGAGUCUGCCUAGACUCGGACCAUGGGGAUGUAACAUGGAUUUCAUCCAAUGCCGUGUUUCUCCAACGUAUGGCUCGGAGACAAUCAGGCAAACUCGUGGCGAGAGUGGGCUUGUGCGCAACGAGCUUCUGCAGACAUUUCUUUCCGCCGCAUCUUACCAGGCGACCAGAUCCCUCGACUGCCACCCAGCACCUUUUUCUACCAGUCAACCAGUCCUUGGGGCACAGCAGCAAACAGCGAACAGGCCUAAGCGACUCGCCUUUCCUUCUUCUUUGUCAAGGUUCCUAAUUAAUCCACCGAGAAGCCGAAUUGAAGCGCUGAACCCAACGGUUCUCUCCUUGACGUGGACAAGCGGAACAUUGGGAUAA
This is a messenger RNA of Aspergillus sclerotioniger CBS 115572, 456 nucleotides long. RefSeq lists its product as uncharacterized. The coding region runs from base 1 to 456 and encodes 151 amino acids. The transcript is spliced from 6 exons. Lineage: Eukaryota; Fungi; Ascomycota; Eurotiomycetes; Eurotiales; Aspergillaceae. The record is from RefSeq and is a predicted model, not a curated record.